GGCGUCUAGGGCACUUACAAGAGUUGUCCGAUUGGGAUCACAUAACAUCAAUAGAAGUCGCAUUUUCCAAUUUAACGGUCUACAGAGACGAGGAAUAGCAGCUUGUAUUGAUCGUUAAAUGGCUGAAAAGCGUUAUUUUGCCCCGUCGAUGACGUAACGUUAUCUCAUUACAACAGAUUGUGUUUAUGUACAUGCACGCUUAAUUUAAAUGUUAACCAACAUUGUGCAUCAAUCCACAGCCUCUAUAGGACUCACAGAUGAACAGAAAGAAUUUCAGAAGGUGGCAUUUGACUUUGCUGCCAAUGAAAUGGCACCACAUAUGGCAGAAUGGGACCAAAAGGAAAUCUUUCCUGUGGAGGCCAUGAGGAAAGCUGCUCAGCUGGGCUUUGGUGGGAUUUAUGUGCACCCUGAUGUUGGGGGCUCUGGACUCUCCAGGCUUGACACCUCAAUCAUUUUUGAAGCUUUAUCCACAGGGUGUGUCAGCACUACUGCUUACAUCAGCAUUCACAACAUGUGUGCAUGGAUGAUCGACACAUUCGGUAACAAGGAGCAAAGGGAGAAAUACUGUCCUGAUCUCUGCUCCAUGCAAAAAUUUGCCUCCUACUGUCUCACAGAACCUGGUAGCGGAAGUGAUGCUGCCUCCCUCUUAACCAGUGCAAAGCUCCAAGGGGAUCAUUAUAUUCUCAGUGGUUCCAAGGCCUUCAUCAGUGGAGGUGGCGACACAGAUGUUUAUGUGGUCAUGUGUAGGACAGGUGGGAAGGGACCCAAGGGCAUUUCAUGCCUGGUGGUUGAAAAAGAAACACUGGGACUCAGCUUUGGCAAAAAAGAAAAGAAGAUUGGUUGGAACUCGCAGCCAACCAGAGCAGUGAUAUUUGAGGACUGUGCUGUCCCUGUGACCAAUCGGCUUGGAGCUGAGGGGGAGGGCUUCAACAUUGCCAUGAAAGGCCUGAAUGGAGGCAGAAUUAAUAUUGCUUCUUGCUCCCUUGGAGCAGCUCACGCGGCUGUGCUGCUGGCUCGAGAUCACUUGUGUGUGCGGAAACAGUUUGGAGAAACGCUUUCAAACAGCCAGUACUUGCAGUUUAAGCUGGCAGAGAUGGCCACUAAACUGGUAGCUUCUCGGUUGAUGGUGCGUCAAGCAGCAUUGUCUCUUCAGGAGGGUCAACCCGACGCUGUAGCGCUCUGCUCAAUGGCCAAGCUCUUUGUGACGGAUGAAUGUUUUUCAAUAUGUAACCAGGCCUUACAAAUGCAUGGAGGUUAUGGAUAUCUGAAGGAUUAUGCAGUACAGCAGUAUCUCCGAGACAUACGAGUGCAUCAGAUAUUAGAGGGUACAAAUGAAGUGAUGAGGAUGAUCAUCGCGAGGAGUUUGCUUGCUGAAUCAUAAUCAUAUGAUGCUGCUCAUGAAUGGGACUGACUGGUGCUGGGCUUUAUCACAUGUAGCACGAUAUCAUAUCAUGUGUCAUUGUCUGAACUGUACAUUGCAGAUAUAAAGGUUGAUUGCCUGUAUUUGUUUAUAUGGGAUAUAUUCCACCUGUGUGUUACUAAAUGCUUUAGAGAUUACUGAUGUUACUGUAUAACAACCUAGAGUCGGAAAACCAACCUGUUGACUUUGAUUUUAUGUAGCUGUGACACUUUCUGGAUGGCCUGAAAAGAUUUCUGUUUAUGCCUUAAACUCUUGGAAUAGCAGGUCCAGAUUAUAGUAUUUAUUGUAAUAACACACAGUAAGGCUUGGUUGAAGACACGGAUUUCAUUACAAGGCUUCUUUUUCUGUUUGGGGUAAAUGAUUUUUUUUCUGCACUAGUUAAUGGAAAAAGUAUAGAUGAAAUCCCGUAGCUAAGAUUAAGGCUAAAAGUCCACCAAAUCUGACCCGCCUUGUUUAUUUUGGAGCAUUUACAGACCAGAUUUAUUCAGAAUUCAGCAUUAUAAUGAUCCAGAGUUGCUUUUAUCACCGGAAAGUAUAUUGGUAAGAUCAAUUUCAAAGCACGAAAAUUCCAAUCUCACAGUAUGGCCAUACAUUUGUUUGUUCCUAAACUUUAUAUGUGAUUCCGGUUCUUGUGUUAUUUGUAGAACGGCUGCUGUGAUUCAGACUGGCACAUUGUGAGCCAUGUAAAAUAAAGAACCGUU
Molecule: messenger RNA, 2121 nt
Organism: Triplophysa rosa
Lineage: Eukaryota; Metazoa; Chordata; Actinopteri; Cypriniformes; Nemacheilidae
Gene: acad8
Product: acyl-CoA dehydrogenase family, member 8
Exons: 11
Coding region: 209-1381 (390 amino acids)
Biological process (GO): lipid metabolic process
Molecular function (GO): flavin adenine dinucleotide binding; acyl-CoA dehydrogenase activity
Source: RefSeq, a predicted model, not a curated record